Molecule: messenger RNA, 4713 nt
Organism: Amyelois transitella
Lineage: Eukaryota; Metazoa; Arthropoda; Insecta; Lepidoptera; Pyralidae
Gene: Hem
Product: membrane-associated protein Hem
Exons: 2
Coding region: 179-3553 (1124 amino acids)
Biological process (GO): cell morphogenesis; cell projection assembly; cortical actin cytoskeleton organization
Cellular component (GO): SCAR complex
Source: RefSeq, a predicted model, not a curated record
GAGAAUUUAGUCUAUGGUACAUUACAAUAUUGCGGCCGCUCCCAUCCUGUUUUUAUGAUAAUAUUAAAGAAAAUUCAUUAGAACUGGAAGAAAAUACGUCGGGUCUAGUGUUGUUAAUGCAAAUCUAGUUAUGAUGUAUAAAUCUCACCUGUAGUGGUCAUUCGUGAUACUAAGUAGAAUGUCUCUAUCGAAGGCAGUACAUAUCAGCCAGCAAAAGCUGGCUGAAAAACUGAUCAUAUUGAAUGACCGAGGCAUUGGAAUGCUAACAAGAAUCUACAACAUCAAAAAAGCGUGUGGCGAUGCUAAAUCCAAACCAGCAUUCCUAUCUGAUAAAGCAUUGGAAUCUUCAAUCAAACAUAUUGUCAGAAGAUUUCCUAAUAUAGAUGUCAAAGGACUACAAGCUAUAACUAACAUAAGAAAUGAGAUUAUAAAGUCUUUGUCUUUAUAUUAUUACACUUUUGUUGAUCUUCUAGAUUUCAGGGAUAAUGUUUGUGAACUUCUGAAUAUCAUAGAUACUUGCCAAGUCACUCUUGACUUGACAAUCAACUUUGAGUUGACUAAAAAUUACUUAGAUUUGGUGUCCACAUAUGUAUCUUUGAUGAUAUUACUUGCCCGUGUUGAAGACCGCAAAGCAGUUUUGGGAUUGUUCAAUGCUGCACAUGAAAUGGUUCACAAUCAAAUAGAUCCCAGUUUCCCUCGACUUGGGCAAUUGAUUGUGGACUAUGAUGCUCCAUUGAAAAAACUUUCAGAUGAAUUUGUGAUACAUCAAAAGCCACUCAUGUCUGCUUUGAAUUCAUUAUGGCAUGUUUAUCCUGCUAGGAACCUCACAGCAGAGCAUUGGCGGUCAGAGCAGAAACUCAGCUUAGUCAGCAACCCAGCACUGCUCUUGAAACCUUCGGAAACCAAUACCAUGUCCUGUGAGUAUUUGUCAUUGGAAUCUCUUGAAAGAUGGAUUAUAUUUGGGUUUGCUCUGUGCCAUCAAAUGCUGCAACAUGAACGCAAUACUAAGAUGUGGGUGAGUGCAUUGGAGUCUGGAUGGGUCAUAACGCUUUUUAGGGAUGAAGUCAUUUAUAUCCACAGUUACAUUCAGGGAUUUUUUGAUGGAAUAAAAGGAUAUGGCAAGAAAGUAUCAGAAGUUAAAGAUUGCUAUCACCAUGCUGUUCAAAAGGCUGGUUAUAAACACAGAGAGAGAAGGAAAUUCCUAAGAACUGCUUUGAAAGAACUUGGGCUAAUAUUGACAGACCAGCCUGGCUUAUUGGGCCCAAAAGCAUUGUUGAUAUUUAUGGGCCUGUGCUAUGCAAGGGAUGAAGUGUUUUGGCUAAUAAGACAUAAUGAUAAUCCUCCACAGAAAGUAAAAGGAAAAUCAACUGAAGAUUUGGUUGAUCGUCACCUUCCUGAAUUACUGUUUCAUAUGGAGGAAUUGAGGGCUUUGGUGCGCAAAUACAGUCAGGUCAUGCAGAGAUAUUAUGUCCAGUUUUUGUCAGGCUAUGAUGCAGUGGCAUUAAAUUUGAUGAUACAGAAUUUGCAGGUUUGCCCAGAGGAUGAGAGCAUCAUAUUAUCUUCAUUGUGUAAUACUGCUGCCAACUUGAGUGUAAAACAAGUUGAGGAUAAUGAAUUAUUUGAUUUUAGAGCUUUUCGUUUGGAUUGGUUUAGACUGCAGACUUAUACAUCAGGAGCCAAAAGCUCUUUUAAUUUGAGUGAUCAAAGAGAAUUGGCACAAUUUAUUGAUAAAAUGGUUUUCCACACCAAGAUGGUAGAUAACCUUGACGAAAUUAUGGUAGAAACAUCUGACUUAUCUAUUUUCUGUUUUUAUAGCAAGAUAUUUGAAAACCAAUUCCAUAUGUGUUUAGAGUUUCCAGCUCAAAAUAGAUACAUUAUUGCUUUCCCGUUAAUAUGUAGUCAUUUCCAAAACUGUACUCAUGAGCUGUGUCCAGAAGAGAGACAUCAUAUUAGAGAGAGGAGUCUUUCAGUAGUGAAUAUUUUCUUAGAUGAAAUGGCAAAAGAGGCUAAAAAUAUAAUUACUACAAUCUGCGAUGAACAAUGCACAAUGAGUGACAAAUUGCUGCCCAAACAUUGCGCACAGACCAUUGCCCAGUUGGCCAACAGAAAGAAAAAAGAUAAAAAUAAAAAGAACACAAUUGAAAUUGUGAAACCUGGAGCAGAAAGUUACAGAAGGACCAGAGAAGAACUCACCACCAUGGAUAAACUUCAUAUGGCAUUAACUGAACUUUGCUAUGCAAUAAAUUAUUGCACAACUGUCAAUGUGUGGGAAUACACCUUUGCACCUCGCGAAUACCUUAACCAGCAUUUAGAGAACAGAUUCUCCAAGGCGCUGGUUGGCAUGGUCAUGUUCAAUCAGGAUACUAGUGAAAUUGCCAAACCUUCAGAAUUGCUUGUAAGUGUUCGGGCCUAUAUGAAUGUCUUGCAAACCGUGGAAAACUAUGUUCAUAUUGACAUGACAAGAGUUUUUAACAACUGUUUACUCCAACAAACACAGAACAUGGACAGCCAUGGCGAAAAAACAAUAGCAUCUUUAUACACUCAGUGGUAUUCUGAAAUAUUACUCAGGAGAGUGAGUGCUGGCAGCAUUUGCUUCUCCAUGAACCAAAAGGCAUUUGUUAGUCUCACAGCUGAGGUUGCAAUUCCUUUUAAUGCUGAAGAGUAUUCAGAUAUCAAUGAGCUUAGAGCUCUCGCUGAAUUGAUUGGCCCUUAUGGUAUGAAACUUUUGAGUGAAACUUUGAUGUGGCAUAUUUCAAGCCAAGUGCAAGAACUAAAAAAACUUGUAGUCCAGAACAAGGAAGUCCUUCAAGCACUUAGAACAAACUUUGAUAAGCCCGAAAUCAUGAGAGAACAGUUCAAGAGACUGCAGCAAGUAGACAAUGUAUUGCAAAGAAUGACAAUAAUUGGAGUAAUUUUGAGCUUCCGUCAGAUUGCGCAAGAGUCAUUGCUCGAUGUAUUAGAAAGGCGGAUACCGUUUUUGAUAAGUUCAAUAAAGGACUUCCAGCAACAAUUGCCUAGUGGCGACCCCAUGCGGGUCAUCUCUGAAAUGUGCUCUGCUGCCGGUUUACCCUGCAAGGUAGAUCCAACACUCGCGUCGGCUCUACGACAGCAUAAGGCAGAGUUAGAAGAAGAGGAGCACCUAAUUGUGUGCCUACUGAUGGUAUUUGUAGCAGUGUCCCUGCCAAGAUUGGCGCGCAAUGAAAGCUCGUUCUACAGACCAUCUUUAGAAGGCCACGCAAAUAAUAUCCAUUGCAUUGCUCCUGCCAUCAACCACAUAUUUGGUGCAUUGUUCACCAUUUGCGGGCAGGGUGAUAUCGAAGAUCGUAUGAAAGAGUUUUUAGCUUUGGCGUCGUCGUCUUUGCUGCGUUUGGGUCAAGAGACUGAUAAAGAAGCAAUACGUAACCGAGAAUCUGUGUAUUUACUUCUUGACCUUAUAGUUCAGGAGUCGCCAUUUCUAACGAUGGAUUUACUUGAAUCAUGUUUCCCUUAUGUGCUGAUCCGCAAUGCUUAUCAUGAAGUGCAUAAACAGGAACAAAUGCUGUUGCAUUCAUAAUUAAGAUAUUAUUUUGAAAAACGACAAUCAUGUAUUUUAUUUAGAUUUAGAUACCAUAUUUAUAUUGUCUACUUGCAGACAUAUUCCAAUAUGAUUAAGGAUAUAUUAGCCAUUAGUGCACUUUUGAGAUUAAUUUUUCCAUCAUAAUUUCAUAAGACUGGAAUAAUACUGUUCCCUACAAAUAUUUCUUUGAAAAUACAUACAUAUAUCAUAUACUUAUUUAAAAUACGUAAUGUAGUUUACGUAUAAUUAUUUUUUUAGAUUUAAGUUUCCAAUGUACUAAAGAUAUGUUUACCGCCUAGCUUCAUUCUUGAUAAACACGUUGGUUGCUUGCCUAUAAUUAUUAUGAUAAAAAUGUCAUUCCCAUUAUUUUUAAUCCUAAAGCUCUAUAAUAAGUUCAAGUUUUUGGUAAAUUGUCAUUCGAUUAUAUUCGUUUUUGAGAAUGAAUGGAAAUAUAUUUGCAUUUAUAUUAAUCCCACCAUGUCAUCUAUUAUUUCAUUAUCGUCUGCUUUCACUUGGUAUUUUUAAUUGUUGUGCAAUUGCAUAAUUGUAUUUUAAAUUUUAUUGUUGACUAACGAAGAUAAUUAAAGGUUGUCGACUUUUUGUUCGUACGGUCCAUAAAUCAUCUCAUCAUGAGUACCUAGCUUAUUGUUGAUAUCUUUAACCGCAAUAAAGAUGCUUAGGUUGCCCUUUAUGUUACGUGCGCGGUCCUUCUGUUACUCGCGUCAAGGGUAAUGUGGAAGUUACAAAUUUAUUUUCUGAUAUUCUAGUAAUCUUAGAGCCCAAACAGACCCUUUCAGCGUUUUAUAUUCUUUGUAUACCUUUAUUUUUAAUAGAGAGUAGUGCAUUUCAUUCAAUUAUUAGCGAAGCUUGGAUAGGCAUGUAACAUCUUCGACUUCAUCGUCAGUAACCAUCAUGUGAGAUAGAAGGCAAAUGCUUAUCCAAUAUUGACUAAUUUAAAAAAAUCAAGCCAUAGAAUUUACUAAUCGUUUUUUCACUUUAGAAGAAUGCAAAAUUUCUGAAAAAAAAAUAAAGUUUGUAAAAAAACCUUUAUUAAUUUUGCCAUGGAAAUAGUAUAUUAUUCCGAUAUCUAUGUAAAGAGCAAAUUUUGUACCUUUUAAAUUAAGUACUCGUGUUUAAUAAACAGAACUUAAAUCCAA